AUGGGACAAGUUCUGAGUUCCUCAACAACCCGUCCUGGGGAAAUACAAACUACAGCCUUUGAAAGCGACAUGUCUUCAUCGGAAAGUGAUUUCGCAGACUAUCAACCUGCAGAAGACCAGCCUAAGGUGCCCUUAGAAUGGCUUCUCCUGGAGUUUAUCCAAGUCACUUUUCAACACCCAGCAUACAAAGACAACCGCAUAUUUGCUCACAGCACAGUUGUUCAUGCGUACAUUAUCGCACUCACACUUCAAGCCACCACUGUACCUAGCAUCCACCCCAAAAAACGAAUGAUUGCCCUUCGAGACCUCGCAGUACGUCUUAACCUCAAAGUCAAACCCCGCUCCAACCUCAAGAAAGACGCAUUCACAUCUCUCACUACGCUCUGUGAGUUCAUCAGAAAGACCCUCAAGGACGAGAUGAAAUGGCUCGAGGGAAAAGAAGCCGAACGAGUAAAUAGACCGAGUAACCAAAUCGGCGGCCUUUUUCACUAUGGUACCGAGCCUGCCAGCAAUUUGAUAAGACGUGCGGCACGCUUAAGUUAUCGUUCCGGCAUCGAACUUGAGAGAGUCGAAAAGAUUGUGAGGGAGAUAAUCGAAAGUAGUGAGCUAGAAGGAGUGGAGGAGGUGGCUCCGGAUGAUUUCCCAUCUUGCUUGCCGCAACUCCUUCUACAGAGGGUUCCCGAACCAAACGAUAUUCCAACAAGCCUCGAAAUGGACGAGAACCGCGCUAAAGCAUCUCUGGCUAUCCUGGAAUACCGAGAACGUCUGAAGGUUAGUUCUGAGGAGCUUCUGAAGAGAAUGACAACCGAUACCAGCACGAAGCGACUACAAGGAGGUGUGGAUUUGUUGUGGGGCAUCCAGGACGCACAUAAGGAGCUGAUUGGAAAACUUGAGGCGCUACUGAACACCGAGAAUCAAGAGGACGAUAAGGUCGCUGAUGUGGACUAA
Hymenoscyphus albidus is the source of this 948-nucleotide messenger RNA. NCBI's taxonomy places the organism in Eukaryota, Fungi, Ascomycota, Leotiomycetes, Helotiales, Helotiaceae. The record is from the annotation of a GenBank genome assembly.